AUAAUUUUUACAAUUAUCCAGUUUUGUUCUCUCUCAAAUCUCAAUCCAUCUUCCACUCCCUCAAAAUCUAAAACCUUCAAUCAUUCUCAAAAAGCUCCACCGUCAAUUUUCCAAUUUUGGUGGAACUCCAAAAAAAAAAUAAAAAAUAUACCAAAAAAAAAAGAGGAAGAUGCAGCACAACAUCCUCAGCUCGAUCCGUAGUACGAAAAUCACGGAUGGUUGUAAAGGCACUCAGGUCUACGCUCUUAACCCCUCCGCUGGCGCUCCGAUCAACGGAGAAUCCGUCGGUGAUAAACUCUUUCAUCAUUUACUAGACCGGUCUAAACAACCCGGUCGAACAAAACCGGUUGGUACAAAAACGGCGACACGCGACGUCGUUUUGGAGGGUCUUCUCCCUUGUGGACUUCCCUCGUCGGAGCUUCUAGAACCUGGGAUCGAUCCUUGCUUGAAACCUAUUGAUUUGGUUGAAACCCUCGCCGGUGUUCAUCGUCGGAUCGAGAGUUGCGGCGAGCUUGAGAAAUUCGAGGUGUUUUUGGAGCAGUGUUUAGUGUUCCGGGGAAUUUCUGAUGUCAAGUUGUUCCGGCGGAGUCUCCGGUCAGCGCGGCAGCAUGCGGUGGAUGUUCACUCGAAGGUUGUGUUGGCUUCGUGGUUGAGGUAUGAGAGGAGAGAGGAUGAACUUGUUGGAUCUUCAUCAAUGGAUUGUUGUGGAAGAAAACUUGAAUGUCCUAAGGCUAGUUUGGUCCUAGGGUAUGAUCCUGAAUCUGUUUUUGAUCGUUGUUUGUGUUUUCGUAAAGACACGAUUAUUGUUGAUAAUGAUGAUGAUGGGGAAUGUGAAUGCUCAACUUCUUAUGAAGAUGAGGAUGUUGGUAGUUAUAAUGAUAUGUCUUUUUGUAUAGGUGAUAGUGAAAUUAGGUGUAGUAGAUAUUCUAUGGCGUCGCUUUCGAGGCCUUUUAUGGCAAUGUUGUAUGGUGGAUUUGUUGAGUCUAGGAAGGAGAAGAUAAAUUUCUCCCUCAAUGGUGUUUCUGUUGAGGUGAUGAUGGCUGUUGAGGUUUUCAGUAGAACCAAGAGGCUGAAUCAGUUUCCCAACAGUGUUGUAUUAGAGAUGCUUUCUUUUGCGAAUAGGUUUUGUUGUGUGGAGAUGAAAUCUGCUUGUGAUGCUCAUUUAGCUUCUUUGGUAUUGGACAUGGAUGAUUCAUUGUUGUUGAUUGAGUAUGGAUUAGAGGAGACCGCGUAUCUACUAGUUGCAGCUUGCUUGCAGGUGUUUCUGAGAGAGCUCCCUGGUUCGAUGCACCGUUUGAGUGUUAUGAGAUUGUUUUGUAGUGUAGAGGGUAGGGAUAGGUUGGCCUUGGUAGGGCAUGUGUCGUUUUCGUUGUAUUGUUUUUUGAGUCAGGUUGCGAUGGAGGAAGAUAUGAAAUCUAACACAACUGUGAUGAUCUUAGAACGGUUAGGAGAGUGUGCGGCGAGUGGUUGGCAGAAACAACUUGCUUAUCACCAAUUAGGUGUUGUGAUGCUUGAGAGAAAUGAAUACAAAGAUGCUCAACAUUGGUUUGAAGCUGCUGUUAAGGAAGGACAUAUUUAUUCUUCAGUUGGUGUUGCGAGGGCCAAAUAUAAGCGCGCUCACACGUAUUCGGCAUACAAGAUGAUAAACUACCUUAUUUCUGCUCAUAAACCUGUUGGUUGGAUGUAUCAGGAAAGGUCUUUGUAUUGCAUUGGGAAGGAAAAAACGAUGGACUUGGUCUCUGCAACUGAAUUAGAUCCAACUCUUUCUUUUCCAUACAAACACCGGGCUGUUUGUUUGGUGGAGGAGGGUAAGAUUGGAGCUGCCAUUUCUGAAAUCAAUAAAAUAAUUGGUUUCAAGAUUUCUCCUGACUGCCUUGAAUUGAGAGCUUGGUUCUUGAUUGCCAUGAAGGAUUAUGAAGGAGCUCUCAGGGAUGUCAGGGCAAUUUUGACAUUAGAUCCAAAUUAUAUGAUGUUUUAUGGGAAUAUGCAAGGUUACCGCGUGGUAGAACUCCUCCGCCCUGUUGCUCAGCAGUGGAACCAGGCUGAUUGUUGGAUACAAUUGUAUGACAGAUGGUCUUCUGUUGAUGAUAUUGGUUCUUUAGCUGUUGUACACCAUAUGUUAGAAAACAACCCAGGGAAAAGUAUUUUACGCUUUCGGCAAUCUCUACUUCUUUUACGGUUAAAUUCUCAAAAGGCAGCCAUGCGUAGUUUGCGUCUGGCUAGAAAUCAUUCUUCUUCAGCACAUGAAAGACUUGUCUAUGAAGGAUGGAUAUUGUAUGACACUGGUCAUCGUGAAGAAGCUAUAGCAAAGGCUGAGGAGUCGAUUUCUAUUCAAAGGUCAUUUGAAGCUUUCUUUCUCAAAGCUUAUGCAUUAGCUGACUCAUGUCUUGAUUCAGAAUCUUCAAAGAAUGUGAUUGAUCUCUUGGAGGAAGCUCUAAAAUGCCCUUCAGAUGGUCUUCGUAAGGGACAAGCACUAAAUAAUUUAGGGAGUAUAUAUGUAGAUUGCGAAAAGCUAGACCUUGCUGCUGACUGCUACAAACAUGCACUUAACAUCAAGCAUACUCGAGCACAUCAGGGGUUGGCACGUGUAUAUCAUCUUCAAAAUCAGCACAAAGCGGCAUAUGAUGAGAUGACGAAGCUAAUAGAGAAGGCCCAGAAUAAUGCAUCAGCUUAUGAGAAACGUUCAGAAUAUUGCGAUCGUGACAUGGCAAAGAGCGAUCUUAGCUUGGCUACACAGUUGGAUCCUUUAAGGACAUAUCCGUACAGAUAUAGGGCGGCAGUUUUAAUGGAUGAUCAUAAGGAAGCCGAAGCAAUAUCAGAGCUAUCAAGGGCCAUCAACUUUAAGCCAGAACUGCAACUGUUACAUCUUCGAGCAGCAUUUUAUGAUUCAAUGGGUGAUUUUGUUUCUACUGUCCGAGACUGUGAAGCAGCCCUGUGUCUUGAUCCUAGCCAUGCUGAGAUGUUAGAGCUUUGUAAUAAAGCCCGGGGACGAAUUAAUGAUGGAAAGUGAGAUAUUCAGAAGUUAACAAUCAUGUUUUCUGUGUUUCUUAUGGGGACAGGCCUACACAUAGAAACCAAUACUUCAUCACACCUAAUGACCCAGUAAUCAUCAUUGCUAUUUAUCUAUUGGAUGUUGCCGCGAGGAAAGGUGUGGUGUGUGUCUUUUAGGCUGACCUUAUCGAUGCUGAAUCACAGAAGGGAAAAGGUGAGUUAGAAAGAUAAUCUGGAUUCAAACUGAAGGAGAAAUAGAGGAGCAGAAUACCUUGUAAAUAUAUGUAAUUGGAUUAUGGUUUUGUUAGCUUAUGAUUCAAGGAAUGCGGAUGCUGCUGCUAUUCUCCAAUCUGCCAUGGCAGCAGCAAGAAUGGUGACAAGUUACCACAGUUUUAGACUAAACUUGUACAUGAAAGUCAAUUUGUUGUGCAACAACUUUAGAUAUUUACAACUAUAUUAAUGGCUGAGCAAUCGCCAAUGUAAGUUGUGUUGUAGUAUUUUCGCUCUCUUCAUGUGUUGUAUAAACACAGUUUUCCCAUUCACUCGCUAAUUUACUUUUGAUGAGCUCUUUCUGGAGAACUAUAUCCAUAUCAAGUUAUGAAAGUUUUCAUUCAUUUCA
This is a messenger RNA of Cicer arietinum (chickpea), 3610 nucleotides long. Its product is annotated as ethylene-overproduction protein 1. The record is from RefSeq and is a predicted model, not a curated record. Gene Ontology annotation, biological process: negative regulation of ethylene-activated signaling pathway. Gene Ontology annotation, molecular function: protein binding. NCBI's taxonomy places the organism in Eukaryota, Viridiplantae, Streptophyta, Magnoliopsida, Fabales, Fabaceae.